AUGGCUACUGUUUGUCCUCGACGAAGCUGCUGCUACCUGCAAGCCUUCGGUCGUCGUCGGACAUGUUUUCUUGCGAUUCUCCUGUUGUUUACUAAAGUACUGAAGGAUGUCGCCAGUGCAAAGCCAGAAAAUGUGCACUUCGAAGAGGAACAGAUCUUUUCGGAUCCGGACAACCAGAGGGCAACACUUCGUCGUGUUACUUCCACGGAGCAUGGUAGUCUUAGACAGUCCGCGGAAGCACUCGAUCGAGUGCCCGGAGUGCCCACCUCAGUGUCAGACAGGCGUGUUCUAGACGCUAUUCGCGGUAGUUUCGUUAAUGACAGUCUUUCCAUCGACGAACGCAGUCACUCUGCAGAGACAUCAUCGUCAGAGCAAUCUCUACGGGGGCUUCAAGCGACUCGAGGGUACGCGAAUUUGCCUUGGUCUUCUUAUAUACCCCAAGCCGUAACUAAUUUUGGAUGGCGACAGUUCGUGCCAGUUGUAGGAAGCGCUACCGUUGCAAGCCCAGCACCCCCGUUUCCCACCUGGGAGCAAUUCUUGCUGUCAAUGUUAGGUCGAGAAAGUGUACCAGACCAACGAGCUGCAAGCCAGAGUGUUGGUUCCAACUUGCAACGGUUAAUGCUAAGAGACGCCGGAACGACGUCCUCACAGAACACAGCCAAAUUGGAUGAGACUCCUAGUUUCAACUGGCAGCAAUAUGUUCCCCUUGAAGUACUAUCGGUACCCAACCAGGACAAACCUCAGUAUCAGUCAGCCGAAGAAGCGAAACCAACUCGGGAGACAAAGGCCGAAAAAAAGGAAAGCCACGAACAACCUGUUGGAACCCGAAGGCUUCAGCUGAGUCUCCCUCUGAUCGCCCCAAUCCCAUUAUACGGAUCGUAUCCCUGGGCUCUAGGCACUCGACAACAAACGUUCCAGCAGAUGGACAACCAAACAUGGCAGUCACAGCAACAACUCUUUACAAAUCCACUGCAACAGCCUCUGCUACCUUUUCAAAUGCCACAGGCACCUCUCAUUACUAUGCCUCAAGAGGCUCAGCGGCAGUUUAACACGAUGCAGGAGCGCUUGAAGCAGAUGCAGAAGCAAGUGACGACGGAGCUGCAGGAACAGCUUGAACCACAACUCCAACGUGAGCAUGUGUGGCAAACUCCCGGCGGUGGUGUUGCUUAUGGACGCUUCGGUACAGCAUCAGCCUCUAGUGUCUGGAACUCUUCCCAGUCUGGACAGGAUGCACCAGUGGUACAGCAGCAGCCUCAGCAGCUUUCACAAGUUGGAAAUCAACAACAGCACCAGUCGGAAAGCCCAAACGAAGGCAACAUUUCAGCGUCACAACUUCAGUAUCCGCCAGGAGGUCCCCCCGACGAUCUCCUUUCUUCUUUGAUGCAUGACCUGGACAAUGAGAAGGAAGACACGAAGGGUGGAGCCCAUGAUUCAAAAGAGGGGCUCCCUGAACUUUUGCAGCCCCAGCUAUUAGUGGAAGACAAGUACGGAGAAGCGCUUGGCUCAAUCCAGCAGACGGAUGCCUCCCCAAAGGAAACAGCGGGUCGACAGGGUCUCGGACAAAGACUAAGACGGCUUGGUCCGAACCUCGCCGGGGUCACCGGAAGGGAAGACUCACGCGUUGAGGAUCGGGACGGGGAAACUAAUAGCGACGUAGAAAGGGACCUCCAGGCCGGACCCUCUUGGCAACAAUUCAUCCCUUCCUGGACACAAUUCGUUCCUCCGCAAAUUUUUGGGCGGCACAGUGCAGGACCAGUACACGAAGCUCAGCAGCAGCGCUCUGAUGGUAUGAAUUUGCACACACGGCGAGAAACGGCGUACGAAGAACUGGUGCUGCGGCAACAGCAGUUGGAACAACAACUGGAAGAAAUUCAAGCGAGUCGAUACGAACCUGACUGGCGGCAACCACUGAACAGCCGACAGAGGCAGUCUGAAGUAGGGAUUCAGGUAGACCGGUCUACAGCCCCCAAAACGGCAGAUAUGGGCCCCUCGCGGGACACAGCUAAGCUACAGGCGUUGCACAAAGCACAAACUGCUGAACUGAAGGCGAGACAAGAAGCGCGAAUGGAUGAACUCGCCAAGAAGUGGAAACAAGAAACGGAUGAGCUGGAACAGCGUCACCGUGAACAGGUACAACGGCUGCAAGAGUGGCAACAAGAACGCGCUCGCGCGCAAGCGGAGCAGCUAAGCGAAAGACAGGACGAAGAGUGGAAAACUCUGAAAACGAAGCAAUCCACAGAUCUGAAGGCUACUCUUAGGCGGCAAGAUGCCUUUGCCACCCGUGUUCAGCGGGACCAGACUCUCCAGCUUCAGCAGCUCCUAGCUCUACAACAAAAACAGCUGGAUCAGGCAGAACGACUGCACCAACUGCAGGCGAGCCUGAGACAACAAGAACGAGACGUAGCGCAACAAUUGAAAAUAGCACAGCAGGGGAACUACGAGAAGAUUCCGCCGCUACACACUGACACUGCGGAAAUGCGGUCAAAAGAAGAACCAGAGACAGAAAAGAGAGAAGACUCGGGCACGUCGUCAGACGAAGAGCUUCCCGUUCCUCAAUCAAGGCCGAAAGAGGAACUGAUGUCGGGUGAAGAACAAGACCAAGCAGAGCAAGCAAAUGGAGAAACGGGAAACAAGGCAACGCUGAAGGUAGAGGGAGAAUCGAGUGGCACCGACGAGGAGGCGACCCCGCAGGAGGGACCGUCAGAAUCAGCAGAACCUCAACGGGAAAGCAAAAAUGGGAUGAAUACGCAACUAGCAGCAGCAGAGCCAUACGACAACGGGGAGGCUGACGGCCAGCAGCAGGAUGCUUCUUUCCAGUUGUUGGAAAACAGUGAAGAGGGCACAGGACAGAGUGAGUCAGGGGAUACGGCUAACUCCGCCAAAGAAGGUCCGUCUGACGGAACAGAACCAGUAAGUGACAAGGAGUUUUACGCGGCGUCUGGCGACGCCGAUCACCAGGAAGACUAUGAGCUACAAAAGCUACUGUCCUCUAGCGAGGAAACAGGGACACGCCGUGCUGACGACGAAGGUGUCCCACCGCACGAAGAAGCGGAGAAACCGGAUGAAGAUUCCUCUGUGCAAAAUUAUGCACUAGGUGUGGAAGAAAAGGAUGAGGGCGCGCUUCAGAGCGUCACGAAGCCUCAAGAAAGCCUUACUGAAGACGACAACAACUUACAAUUUGAUCAGGAAGCGACAGAACCAUCAUAACAGCUGCCGGGCAUGUCAACUAACAACACAGCAGAUGUCUGAUUCUAGCGGAUCCGAGCCGAAACAAACGCAAACCGCUUUCUGGAGUGCAAUUGUUUUUGUCUUAAUGCCGUCUGUCGUGGCGAAAAAUGUAUCCUUGCACAGUUUUGUCGCUGCAAAGAGAACGUGGAAAAAGCAUGGUUCCGCGGUCUGCAAUAGUGGUUUUCUCCAUGAUGCUCACCAGACUUUGCUACUAAACGAGUUAUAAUUCUUCGACG
Molecule: messenger RNA, 3464 nt
Organism: Toxoplasma gondii ME49
Lineage: Eukaryota; Apicomplexa; Conoidasida; Eucoccidiorida; Sarcocystidae
Exons: 1
Coding region: 1-3207 (1068 amino acids)
Source: RefSeq, a predicted model, not a curated record